AUGAUAUUUAUUAUAAACUUAAUUGUUAGUUUAGCAUUCAUUUGGAUUACCUAUUUAGUAUAUUCAAUUAAGUAGUUUAAACAUGAAUUAAUAGCAGAAUAUAUAUUAAACUUUGUUAGAAGAUUGCUUUUUUAAUCAUCUAUUAUUAUAUUUUUCCCUUUACUUAUUUCAAAUGGAUUAGAAUUUGAACAAAAAUAAUUUAAAAAGAGUCAUCAAUAUUUAAAAAUUAUACAUUUGAUAGAUUAGCUUUAAAAUGAUGAGAAAGAAAAUCUAAUUGCAUAUGUGAAUCAAGAAUUUUCAGUGAAAUUUAAAAUGGUGUUGUUAGUUCCUAUUGUAUUAUUGCUCAUAGAAGUAUAUUUAAUUAUUUAAAUCAAAAAUCAAGAGCCUUAAAAUAAUGAAGAUAACAACAAUUUAGCAAUUUCUUCUGAAAACUAAGCUCCUCAAAUUAUUUUUUAACCAAAAAAUGUUUCAGAAUAUGUUUUUGAUAAAAAUGAUGAGAUUUUGAAAAUAGAAAGCUACAUUCGUAAUAAUAAUAUAGAAAAAAUGAGAUCUAUAGAAGAUGUAAAGAGUAGUUAUUUAAAUAAUCAAUCGGACCUUUUAAAUAAAUUAUAAUUUGUAUCAUAAUCUGUUAAUUUAGACAAUCGAUGGAAAAAAGCCUGAAAAAAUAAUGUUUUCUUAAUACAGUAAUAAAUAAUUGGCAAAUGCUAGACAUUUUGGUUAAAUAGAUGAAUCUUAACAAUCACCGAAUUUUAAGACUAUUCAUUCUCAAGGAUUGAUUGAAAAUUCAGAUGCUUUUGAUUCUCAACAAAAAACUGAUUAAUUAAUUUAAAGGAAAAUAAAUUUAAUGAUAGGUUAGUUAGUUAUUUUAUAGAUAAUAUUUGGAUAUGUAACAGGAGUUUAAGAAAAACUCAUACUAUCUAUUUUCAUCAUAAUUUUGUCCUCAUGUUUAAUAAUUGAUUUAUUUGAUGACUUAAUGUUAUUUAGUAAUUAUCAUAAAUAUUUAAGUUUCAAAAACCUUAAUGGGAGUAUGUUUACUUAUGUUUUACUUAAUAUUUAUAACAUCAAUGUUUUUGGGAGUGUACUUGAAUUAAAACCUUGUUCAGAUAUGUUAUUGUAUAAUAAUUGCCUUUUGUCUAAAGCCUUUCAUAAACUUUUUUGGUCAUUAAACAAUAAAACAAACUUUGAUUUUCUCUGGGAUUUCUCUGUCAUUAUUGAUUAUUAUCAAAUUAUUAUAAUAAUUAAAUUGAAAUUAAUGUCUUUUAAAUAAACAUCAGGUAAAGUAAUAAUAGAUACUUCACAUGGAUAUUUGGAAGUUGAAUUAUGGUCUAAGGAAAUACCUAAAGGUUGUAAAAACUUUAUUUAAUUAUAUUUGAAUAGAUAUUAUGAUAAUUUUCAUUUUCAUAGAAUGUUUUCAAAUUUUAAGAUAUAAGUCGACAUGAGGCUAUAUAUAAAGGGAAAAAAGAAAAAAAAAUAUUGA
Messenger RNA from Paramecium sonneborni, 1477 nucleotides. Lineage: Eukaryota; Ciliophora; Oligohymenophorea; Peniculida; Parameciidae. The record is from the annotation of a GenBank genome assembly.